AUGCCCAAUCAUCGAGCGUCCCUGCGCAGCUCUCGUCGCGUGCCUCCGCUCGCCGACAAAGACAUUGACCACGAGAUCAGCCUCGUUGACCGCGACGAACCCGUUACUUCCCCCGUAGCCAAGCGCUUGAGUGUCCGGACAAGCUAUUCGAGCCAAUUGAGCGAGGUCGACGAGGUCGAGUCUUCGAGCCCAGAAGGAAGUUCGGGUGCGGAUCAGAAUACAAGUCUUCAGGCGCCGCCAACCCGACUUAGUACGGAUAAUACAGAACCCGGCGGCCGUCGACGCCCGACAAAUGAAAUUGAAUCGGAAAUUGACGUACUUUACGAGAACCAGCGUGGCGGGUUUCUAUGCGGCAUCCCUCUUUUCUCUUCUGCGGCAUUGGGGAACCUGGACCCCCCAGCCUGGACCAAUUUUGCCCACAAGCCCAGCCCCACUGAUAUCUACACAGCUCAGGUUCCUGAUCCGAGCUGGCAAUGGGCUUGGCCCGAGUGGCGUAUAAACCGUGACGAGGAAAUCCAGACCGAUAGCGACGGCUGGGAAUAUUCGUUCAUGUUUUCUAAAAAAUUCUCCUGGCACGCUCCUAAGUGGUAUAGCUCAUUUGUUCGAAGAAGGGCAUGGAUUAGGAGACGAAUAAAAAUAGGCACGGGGUAUCAAGGUAUGGAUGAUCAGGCCAUGAACCCAACCUACUUUUCCGUGUUAUCCAAGAAACAGACCUUGAGCCCCUUCGCGACUAUAGACGAGGUCGGGAGAAUCAGUACAGAAAGGCAGUCUGGAAUGUCGCGGGAUAGGUCAGGGGCAGAUGCGGAGGAAAGCUCUCCGGACUCGCUGGAGAUCAAAACCACUGAAGAUUUGAUGGCUAUUCUUGGACAAUUACGGAUUGACCGCGAGAGACUCGAGGCAGUCGAAAACUACAUUGAGAAUUGUACAGACGACCUGCUGCACCUACAGGAUUACAUGCACGAGAUCAUGUCCAUGUUUGUCUUUCAGGCAUCUCGGAAAACACUGUUGACGCAACUCACACAAUUGCAUGAUGAUGGAACAAGUAAAACGAAGAAAGGAAAAUCGGCAAAAACGCCCAAAGCGGAAAAUCUCGCGGCGGCUAUCAAGCAUGCCGACGAGGAAGUGCGCAAGUUGGAAUAUUGGAGCGAUAUCAAAGGGAUGGCUGAGAAUGGCGAAGCAGCUGGCGCUGUGGAUCAUCAGAAGGGGUGGGACUCUGGCUGGCAGGGCAUCGACAAGAGUGGUGCGAAGGGUAUCGACAAUGACGAACUUCCGCAAUAA
Molecule: messenger RNA, 1278 nt
Organism: Xylaria bambusicola
Lineage: Eukaryota; Fungi; Ascomycota; Sordariomycetes; Xylariales; Xylariaceae
Exons: 2
Coding region: 1-1278 (425 amino acids)
Source: RefSeq, a predicted model, not a curated record